Molecule: messenger RNA, 3277 nt
Organism: Haliotis rubra (blacklip abalone)
Lineage: Eukaryota; Metazoa; Mollusca; Gastropoda; Lepetellida; Haliotidae
Product: ELAV-like protein 1-B
Exons: 2
Coding region: 990-2006 (338 amino acids)
Cellular component (GO): ribonucleoprotein complex; cytosol
Molecular function (GO): mRNA binding
Source: RefSeq, a predicted model, not a curated record
UUUAUGACCACUAUGGUAAAUGGCAGACAUGCAUCAUUUGGGGCGUGCCUCCCACACUUAACUGUCACACUGUUCUGGGAUGGUUGUCACGCAGAUGACCGGGUUCGAUUCCCCACAUGGAUACAAUGUGUGAAGCCCAUUCCUGGUGUCCCCAGCCGUGAUGUUGCUGGAAUAUUGCUAAAAGUAGCCUAAAACCAUCAUCACCCUCUCACUUGUAUACUGUUCCAAGAUGCAUUGAAAACCCAACUCAUCCAUUCCUUACUACACCUAUCAGUUCUCUGACAUUAUUGAGAUCAGAGAAGUGAGCUGUUAAAUAUUUCGACAUUUAAUUUUGACAUCAUUAUUAGAUAUUCUUAGACUCAUUCAGAUUUUAACCGUGGUAUUUGACAUAUGAUUUGUAGAAUUAAGAAAAGUUUAAUAAAGAGAUAUCAAGUAUGUUACUUCUAGUUUCAACGUGUCCGAAUUGGAUAAAAUCAGCUACUGAUACGGUCAGUGGAUAAAUCAACACUUAACCAUUGUGACAUCAAUAUCGAAUAUGCUAUCGAGACAGAUGAAGCCAAACAUGUCUGUUUAUUUGAUGUUAUUGUGUUGCCAUGGUGCUUUUGCUUAUUUAUUGUUUUAUUAUUUAAUUAUAUUUGUGGUUACAUGAUUUAUGCUCCUUUCACUGAAUUUAUUUGUAUACCGUGGUAUAUAUAUGGUGUGUCUUCCGUGUUAACACCUUGCAGUGCAUGCUCAGGUCGCUAAGUUCACAUUUAUUUAUGCUAUACAUGUUUAUUACAUAUAUUUCAUCACAUUUAUUAUGAGUAUCAUUUAUGUAUUUUAUUUACUAGAUUUUAUCAGCAUCCUGUGAGAAAAUUAAUCUGAGAAUAUUUUUUUGCCGUUCCUAGGAUAUCUGAGGCACAACCCUUUAACCAUUUUUUUCUACCUUUUUUUUCAUUUAUCCAUAAUGGAUUUCCAAGAAGUGUGUGGUCGUAAUUCAGCUGAGAAGAAUGGAUUUCGAAGGAUGUUCCGAAGACUACUCGGGCAAUGUGGUGGAUUCCAAGACCAACCUAAUCAUCAACUACCUCCCCCAAACCCUCACAGAUGAAGAGUUCAGGUCAAUGUUCCUCAGUAUUGGCCCAGUCAAGAUGGCCAAGAUAGUCCGAGACAAGAAGACAGGGUACAGCUAUGGCUUCGGUUUUGUUGACUAUGAUAACGAGAAUGAUGCAGAAAGAGCCAUCACGACCUUGAAUGGUCUUCAGAUGCAGCACAAGAGGAUAAAGGUGGCAUAUUCACGGAAGGGAGACUCUGGGGAAACGGUAAAGGGAGCUAACUUGUACAUACGUAGCAUUCCCUUGUACUGGGGUGAGAACGAACUAAACAACUAUUUCAGCCCCUAUGGUGAUAUUGUACAAAGUCGAGUCCUUGUAGAUUUGAACACAGGAAUCUCCAAAAGGGUUGGCUUUGUCCUUUACAGCAAGAGGUCAGAGGCAGAAACUGCCAUUGAGUACCUGAACGGUAAGGCCCCGCCCGAUUCACCAGACAACCUGCUUAUCAAGUUUGCGGACGAUAGUUCCAAGAAGGUCAAGGCCCCUCCGAUGCCCCCACCUCCUCCACCGUUCCAAGGGAUGGGCUUCAAACCUCGCUUCAAUUCACCAGGACCAAUGAGGAACCAGAGAAACCGAGCCCACUUCAACCCGAUGGGCAGCCAGAACGGUAAUGGUAGUAACUACAGUGGUGGACAACAUUCGCAGUACCAUGGUCAAGGUCAGGACGAUGCGCAAGACGGACAUGUUCUGUUUAUUUACAACAUCGGCACGGAGGCCGAUGACAGAGUGCUGUGGGAGCUGUUCGGUCCAUGUGGAACGGUAAGCAAGGUUACCGUCAUGAUGGAUCAGGCUAAAGGUGUAAGUAAAGGCUUUGGCUUUGUCACCAUGCCUAAUUACCAGGAGGCAGAAUACGCCAUUAGGGUCCGUAAUGGCAUGUGGUAUAAUGGCAAGCAGUUGCAGGUAUCCUUCAAAAAAUAAUUUGCAGUUCGUAUUCAGUUACAUUUUAACUGAGAAACCACAGAACUGAACAUGAUUGGUAAAUGUUAUACAAACAUUGUUGACACUGGUUGAGACAGAUUCAAAGAUGAAGCUUAAGGAUUGCUUGGUUUUAUUAGGAGUGUCAGUUGAUGUGGUUUUCUGCUUAAUUGUUUGUAUUGAGGUACUGGGCAUUUCUGAUGACCGACUUGAAUUGAUAAAACUAACCAUUGACGUAAGUCCAAUUUUCUUACACCAAGUUGUCAUGGUUAUACGCCAAGCGAAAAACAAAUAUGAUCAAAUUUAAUGAAUGUCUGUUGUCAGGGGAAUAGUUUUCUAACUGUGACAUCAGUGCAUAGUAAUCUUGUUAGGGCUGGCUAGCGAUAUGAAUAAUAGAGUUAAGUAAUCGUUAAUUACAUAUUGAUCGAUUAUCGAUAAAUAUCGGAGACUUGAUUUGAAGCAAAAAUGCCAAAUAUGUCUGAAAGUAAUGAACAUAUUUCACGUCAAUGGUGAGUGAUGACAUGUUUUUGCAUAGAUUAUUAACUAAACACCGCCAGGGACAAAAUUUAGAAGCAUACAAUGAAUAAAGUCCUAAAUUUGUAUAUUGUGUGAGAAAAUUUAAAAAAAUUCCAUCACCAAAGGUGAUAUGUGAAAUUAUCAUUAACACAAUUUUCAUAUUGAUAAUCAUUAAUAAUCUUUCCUAUCAACGAUAUUUCCGAUUAUCGAUCAUUUUAGCCAGCCCUAAAUCUUGUUAUGUCAUCAGUGGAAUACCACUUCACAUAAGACAUAAAACAUAACUGGGCACCUGUUAUCCAUUUCUUCAAUAAUGGCACACUUACGUUCAUUAAUAUUUCGUACAACAUUCAGAUAUUGUGAUACCGGAUGUCCUGAAUAGUGACGGUAAUAUUCCAACAAAUCAUGUUGACUGUUCAUACUCCUCAUAGUUUAGUCACAACUUAACAGGUGAAGGUUGAUUCAGUAAUUACCAUGGUAACACUCACUAACCUUGCCAAAAUAUGCAUACUGACAGGAUUUUGAUAAGUUGAUGCAGAAAGAUAACUUCUUGUGUUAAAUGUUAAUUUUUGUGCUCUCAUUUCUUUAACGCUUUUGAGGAUUAUAUGUCAUUUACCCAGAAGCCAUUGUCAUGGAUAACUUUUUGAGCAUUUUUCAAAUGUAGUUACUUUAAAUGAGUUCUCAGAAUCAAAUUGCUUUCAUGACCGUGCAAACUUUUGUGCAGAGAUAUGAGAUGCUCUCAUUAAAGUUAUUUUUGUGAA